Molecule: messenger RNA, 10653 nt
Organism: Talpa occidentalis (Iberian mole)
Lineage: Eukaryota; Metazoa; Chordata; Mammalia; Eulipotyphla; Talpidae
Gene: CDON
Product: cell adhesion associated, oncogene regulated
Exons: 20
Coding region: 1581-5360 (1259 amino acids)
Biological process (GO): nervous system development; axon guidance; cell-cell adhesion
Cellular component (GO): axon; plasma membrane
Molecular function (GO): protein binding
Source: RefSeq, a predicted model, not a curated record
AGGGAAGGUGACUGAUGCCCAGCUGGAGCUCCGACGUCCCGCGUCCUGGCGGACUCUGAGCCACCUCGUGGGAGGAGGCGGGGUGAGGUGUCAGUGACACGAUUAAAUCUCUUUGACAAUGAUCCGCUGGGGCAGGUGAGAUGCUGUAUAGCGGGGAGCAAGGGGCGCCAGCGUGUUUUCCCAAGGGAGCGGGGUCCCUCGCCUCUCUCAACCUCGAUCCCCGCAGAGCGCCCGCGAGAGACAGUGAUUUAUGCGUAGGGAGAAGCAAGAGAAAUUUCCUGCACAAUGUAUCUUUCUCUGCCUUCACAGACUCAGUGACUUCCCAGCCCCAGGGAGUGCAUUUUUCCUUCUCCUCUGUAAAGCUUUCUGUGGCUUGCAUUAUCGUUUGCUAAAUACAUUACAGCUCGCUAUUUAUUUCAGUCUGCAGCUUCUAGACCUUUGUUGCUUUCUCGCCACAUCUAGGAAUUUGAGUAAUAAAUCACUGAGGGGCAUAGAUAGAGUCUUGGGCCCUUCCCUUCAUUGUUCUCCCUGUCCCCAUCAAAUCAGGUGGAAGGCUCUCCACACGGAGCUCUCCAGAAGGCUUGCCUUUCCUGGUCAAGGCUACAGAGAGUGGCAGGUGUUUUAAAGGCAGGCUGCCUUCCAGUUGAGAUCUAGAAUUUAGGGAACUUCUGCAACAAACUUCUAUGUCCUCGUUCACAAACCUUGAGAAAGAGGAGAUUGCACUGAAAGAUAACGUUAGAUUUAUUCUCAGGCCAGUGGCCAGUCACGAUGAAAGAGCCGAUUCAGAUUCCAUGCCUCACUGAUACCAGAACCUUCAAACUCACUACUGACUACCUAGGGUGAGGACAGUGGGAGGAAAACUUGGAGAGGUGACUGGAGAAUGAGAUGGGUUUAUUCUCAGUCGAAUUCUAAACAUUCUAUUACAUUUUAUAGCUCUUUUUUUUUUUUUUUGAAGUCUGUUUUAGCUGAAAAUGUAGGAGGUAGUUCAACUUUUAGGGCAAGAUGAAAAAAAAAACUUCAGAAAUUUUCUGGAAAUUUUAAAUUAAUGUUAAAGUAGAAAGCAUUCUCCGGAACCCGGAGAGGCUGCAAAUACUGUAGUUUCUGUUAUGCACAUGUUGAAAUAAACUGCCUCAUACUUGAAGUUAUAUGAGAAGGAUGGAGAAAACCUGUUUCAUUUUGUAAAGACGUGCCCUGGGUGUGUUUGGCAGUGUGGAGAGCAGAAACAUUUAUAUUUCUAUAAAAGACACACAAGUGUAUAUUGUUUAACUUUCAUGCAAAAACUCGGACAUAAUAUUUGGGAAAUCCGUCUUUGUUUGAAUAGUUUAGUCAACCAGGAAAAUCAGUUACUAGAAGUACUGUGCUAUUGUUUGUGUAGUAACUCACUUGGGAUGCUUUGAUUGAUUGCUGUAGUUCUCAUCAGCCUCCUCUUCUGUGGAAAGUACUUAAACAGCUCUGACUCUCAAGCCAGGAAGUACAAAGAACUCUUAGGACUUGGAGCAUACUGAUCUAGCUUAUUCAGUGAGCCAAGGCCUGGGUUUUGCUCUGGAAGUCUGUCCUGCCUGCUUCUGUAAUCUGGCGCUAUGCAUCCAGACUCUGGACCCUUACAGACACUGCUGUAUGUGAUGCUUGUGAUUCUGUGCUCUCCUGUGAGUUCAGACUUGGCACCUUACUUCAUUUCUGAGCCGCUGUCUGCUGUCCAGAAAGCUGGAGGAUCUGUAGUACUACAUUGUUCUGCCAAACCUGUGACUACUCAUAUCUCAUGGUUGCAUAAUGGAAAAAGAUUGGAUAGAAACAUGGAACAGAUUAAGAUUCAUCAGGAGACUUUGACUAUCCUUUCUCUUAACCCCUCCCUUGUGGGUUACUACCAGUGCAUCGCCAACAAUAGUGUGGGUGCAAUUGUGAGCCGCCCUGCAACAGUAUCCAUUGCAGUUCUUGGUGAUUUUGGUUCAUCAACAAAGCCUGUUAUUACAGCAGAAGAAAAAAGCACUGGUUUCAUUGGCUGCAGGGUACCAGAGAGUAACCCCAAAGCUGAGGUGCGCUAUAAAAUCCGGGGAAAAUGGCUGAAACAUUCCACAGAAAAUUACUUGAUCCUUCCAUCAGGAAAUCUUCAGAUUUUGAAUGUAUCUUUAGAGGACAAAGGAUCAUAUAAAUGUGCAGCUUUUAAUCCUGUCACACAUGAAUUAAAAGUUGAACCCAUUGGCCAAAAGCUCCUUGUGAGUCGCGCAUCUUCAGAUCAUUUUCACAUUCUUCAUCCCACCCUCCCACAGACAUUAGCUGUUCUUUCUCACAGCCCUGUCACCCUGGAGUGUGUGGUGAGCGGAGUCCCAGGCUCUCAGGUGUUCUGGCUGAAGGACGGUCAGGAUGCUGUGCUCGGAAGCAACUGGAGGAGGUUGUAUUCUCAUCUUGCCACUGAUAGCAUUGACCCAGCAGACUCUGGGAACUAUUCCUGUAUGGUGGGAAACAAGUCUGGAAACGUGAAACAUGUCACUUACAUGGUUAAUGUGCUUGAGCGUGCUUCAAUUUCUAAAGGACUGCAGGAGCAGAGAGCAUCUCUGGGUGCCACCGUGCUGUUUACUUGUGAUAUACAUGGGAACCCUGCCCCCAACCACACUUGGUUUCAUAACGCCCUGCCCAUUCAACCUUCCCCAAGGCAUCUAAUUGCAGGAGAUGGCCUGAAAAUCAGUGGUGUUACCAUGGAAGAUUCUGGGUUGUAUCAGUGUGUAGCAGAUAACGGGAUUGGAUUUAUGCAGUCUACUGGGAGACUUGAAAUUGAAAAAGGCAGUGGACGGAAGCCAGUUAUAAUCACAGCACCAGCAAGUGUGAAGGUGGUGGAUGGAGACUUCGUUACUUUGUCCUGCAAUGCCACCGGGGUGCCUGUUCCAGUCAUUCGUUGGUACGACAGGCAUGGGUUGAUAACCAGUCAUCCGUCUCAAGUCCUCAGAUCCAAAUCCCGAAAAUCACACUUACUGAGACCUGGGAGUGUGGACCUGGAUCCUGUCUAUUUUAUCAUGUCCCGGGCUGGCUCAAGCUCUCUGUAUAUCCAGACUGUCACUCAGGAGCACGCCGGGAAGUACAUCUGCGAAGCUACCAACUCACAUGGCACCACACGGUCAGAAUCAGUCCUCACAGUUGUUCCUUAUGAAACAAACACAAAAGCAGACACAGUCACACCUUCAGAUGCCACUCAGAAUGAUGGAAGAGAUGGUUCAGAAACUGGGUUAUUGAGCGCAUUUCCAGCGAAGGAACAUUCCAGUGUGGUAGAAUCAUCAUCAGAGAAAAAUGCUAGUGGGGUCUUGGUCCCUGAUGCCCCCAUCAUUUUGAGCCCCCCACAGACCCACACAGCAGACACAUACAGCCUGGUGUGGAGGGCAGGGAAGGACGGUGGACUGCCCAUCAACGCCUAUUUUGUGAAGUAUCGAAAGUUAGAUGAUGGUGUUGGCGCGGCGGGAAGCUGGCACACUGUUCGGGUCCCAGGAAGUGAAAAUGAGCUCCACUUAACAGAACUGGAGCCAUCUAGUCUCUAUGAGGUCUUGAUGGUAGCAAGAAGUGCAGCAGGUGAAGGACAGCCUGCUAUGCUUACCUUCCGAACUAGCAAAGAGAAAACAACAUCAUCGAAGAACACCCAGAUAUCCUCUCCACCCGUGGGUGUCCCUAAGCGCCCCAUAAUAUCAGAGACUGCAGAAAAUUUUGGAGUGGUACUUAAAGAUUCCUCUAGGCAUAGUGGAGUUCCAGAGGCCCCAGAUAGGCCUACAAUCUCUACUGCUUCAGAGACAUCUGUCUACGUUACUUGGAUUCCUCGGGCAAAUGGGGGCUCUCCAAUCACAGCCUUCAAGGUUGAAUAUAAGCGGAUGAGGACCAGUGAUUGGCUGGUGGCAGCAGAAGACAUCCCUCCUUCUAAACUCUCUGUGGAAGUCCGCAGUUUAGAACCAGGCUCAACAUACAAAUUUAGGGUCAUUGCCAUCAACCACUAUGGUGAAAGUUUUCGGAGUUCAGCAUCUCGUCCUUAUCAGGUGGCGGGGUUCCCCAAUCGUUUUUCAAACCGUCCGAUCGCUGGACCUCACAUUGCGUAUACAGAAGCUGUCAGUGACACUCAGAUCAUGCUAAAGUGGACAUACAUUCCAUCAAUUAAUAAUAACACUCCCAUUCAAGGAUUUUAUAUCUAUUACCGGCCAACAGAUAGUGACAAUGACAGUGAUUACAAGAGGGAUAUUGUAGAAGGUUCAAAGCAGUGGCACAUGAUUGGCCACCUGCAGCCAGAAACCUCUUACGAUAUUAAAAUGCAGUGUUUCAAUGAAGGAGGAGAGAGUGAGUUCAGCAACGUGAUGAUCUGUGAAACUAAAGUGAAACGUGUCCCUGGAGCUUCUGAGUAUCCCGUCAAAGACUUGAGCACGCCUCCGAGUUCCUCCGGGAGUGGAGGAAAUGCUGGGCCUGCGACCAGCCCUGCCAGGAGCAGUGACAUGCUGUAUCUGAUCGUUGGCUGUGUGCUCGGCGUCAUGGUCCUCAUUCUUAUGGUUUUCAUUGCCAUGUGCCUGUGGAAGAAUCGCCAGCAGAGUACCAUUCAGAAAUAUGACCCACCAGGAUAUCUCUACCAAGGGUCAGAUAUUAAUGGGCAUAUGGUGGAAUACACCACCCUGCCCGGUACAAACCGGAUAAACGGAAAUGUCCACGGACACUUCAUCAGCAAGGGGGGACUCAGCAAUGGCUGCUCCCACCCCCACCACAAAGUCCCCAAUGGAGUGAGUGGGAUCAUGAAUGGGAGCAUAAAUGGAGGGCUCUACUCUGGGCGCACAAACUCUCUGACCAGGACCCAUGUGGAUUUUGAACAUCCUCAUCAUCUAGUGAAUGGCGGUGGAGUGUACACAGCAAUCCCCCAGACGGACCCGCUGGAGUGUGUGAACUGUCGAAAUUGCUGCAACAACAACAGGUGUUUCACCAAAACCAGCAGCACCUUCAGCAGCAGCCCACUGCCUGUAGUCCCCGUGGUAGCACCUUACGCUCAGGAUGGUUUGGAAAUGAAGCCCCUCAGUCACAUGAAGAUGUCUGUGUGUCUGGCAUCCACAAUCCCUGGCUGUGGCCAGUCCCCUGAGGAGAGCAUCAAGGAUGAUGUGUCACCAAGACCUGCUCAGAAUAGGUGCUGUCGGGACAACAGAAAUGAGGUCAACUCUGAUUGCACAGAAGAUACAGCAGAGUUCAGCAGAGGCAACAGCUGUGUCCAUUCAGAAACAGAGAACAAAAUUCUAAGUUGGAAUCCGCUUAUUUUGCCACCUGUUUCAGAGGACUGUAUUGAAAAGACAGCAUGGUCUCCUGAUCCUCCUUUAGACAGCCCUUCAGGGGUCCUUCAGCAACCCCAGGAAACCUGAGGAUGUGCAAACAACUAGCCACAUCCUACUUCAAGCCAGGAACUGCGCAGAAAGACCUGGGGAUGGACUUUGUGAAGGACAUUAAUUCAAAUCAGAGAAAAUCAUUAUUUAUUUUUUUGUAGUGGUGAUGUCCUAUGAAUGUAUCCUAAAAUGUGUGCCCUUUUAUAUUAUUUAUGCCUUAAAAAUUCCCUUCCCUAUUCCUUCCUCCCCGAUCAGUAGGAAGUGACCUACUUUUGCAGUUUUCAAUCAUCUAGAGAACAGUGGAAUCAGAGGGUUUUCCAGGGACCUUGUUGGCAGUAAGAGCUCCCCUUGCAAGGACCAAGCUUGGUGGAUCAGCUAAGAGGGAAUUGUACAGGCUGUUCAGGUUUUCUGCUAUCUUUCAAUAUUGUGUUAGUGGACGUUCUGAGAACAGUUAAAGUCAACCACAGUUGUAACCUGGUGUUUUAAAUAGCAGAUCUCCUAUGAAUUGUAUGAGUGCCUUUCGCAAAAGUGAUGGCUGACCUGUUGACUCACUGUCUGCACCUGAGUACAAGUGGUGUUCGGUUUUCUAGGCACUAAUCCUAAGCAGCGUCCUGGACAUGGUGAGGUUACAGUCUAGUUGGGUUAUUAAGCUAUGCAGGAAGGGACCAAGGCCAGAGAGAAUGCUUUCAAACCCUACUUCUUUAAAGUGCAUUCCUUUAGAAAGUGGUCACCAUGGACUCUUCUAUUUCUAAGAAUAGGAGUAAAAUAAGAUGUUAAGGUGGCAACUUGAAAGAGAAAGAUACAUGUUUUCAGAAGACCAGGGAGGACUCCUUGGGCCUGUGUUGGCAGAAACUCUCCACUGGUGUAAGAUUAUGUUCAUGGGGCUGUGUCACCCCAAAUCAUCGUCUUCUGACUCCCAGUAGGAGCAGUACCUGGAAGAGGUGCAUGUCAGAAGAGAUUUAAUUUGAAGGGAGAGCUGUAUGGUUUGACAUUCCCCGGCAUUUGUUCAGAACGUUGUCACUUGAAACAGUCACAUGAAGCUUUGGUUAGCAGAGCUCAUAAAUCACAGUUACUGCUGCCUCUGAGUGACAAGGACAUUUGCAGCUGCCUUGGCUUUUCUUCUCCACAUCUUGAAAAAAAAAAGAAAAAAAAACACUAAGUGUGUUUAAUAGCUUGAGUCAAGCUUUAGUGGAUCACUGCUCUUUUUGGAUUGUACAUCCCUUUGGGAAAAGAAACAGAAAAUGAUUCUCUUUAUGUCCAUGGAGUAAGCAGUUCCAGCAUACAUAAAGAAAUGUUACAGUUUCCCAGAAAUCGCAGUGAAAUAAACUAGAAUACUAUGUUAAUCAACUUGCUAUAUAAAUGCAUCACUAUUCCUUUACAUAUGUCUAUAUAUUUUAUAAAUAGAACUGUUAGUGAAAUGUGCUGUUUAGGCUGAGUCACUAUGCAAGGGUUACUUCGAGUAGAAAGUAGUGAAUAUAAUUUCAUAGUCGGGUGUUAGGGAUGCUCUAGAAUCAAGUUCUACCUUCCAGACAUCCUUGCCUGUAGUACCCUGGAUUUAUUCUUCAUGUUGCUUAGAUGCAAUUAGCUUUGGAGGGGGAUAGCUGCAUCCCUUACUUCUGUGACUAGCAAAGGACAAAGUCCUAGUACACAGAACAUGAAAAUAUACCCUGUGUUUGCCAAUCAUGUUACAGUGACGCUGUCACAAAGGGAGUUUAGAAAACUGGGGAGUAAAUGUUUGUAGGCAGUCAUUUUGAUUCAGGAAACAGAGGUGUAUUAGCAUGAGCCUUAGGUCAUAAACUGCUUUUAUAAAGAUUGAGUUUGAAUAUGGGAUUUGUCCACUAGGAAGAGAAAAUAUCUCAUUGUGGACUGCUUUUAUUUAUAUUAUUAGUAACGCUGUUUUAAGUGUUAUUCCUUUUAUUGUAUUUUAUUUAUAAAAAAUGCCUUUAUAUAUUGAGAUAUAUAAAUAUAAAGAGAUAAAUAUAUAUAUAUAUAUAUACAUAAAAUUGCCUUUAUGUUUAGGAGCUAUGAGUUGUUCUGAACUUCUGUGCCUGGCACAGUCAGAGAAACAGUGCGACCUGAUGUCACUUCACAGGAUGUAAUGUCAGAGGAUAUAAUGCAGUGCGGGCCAUGGCACACACAUUUGUAGAAGAACUUGAUGUUCGUUACUUUACCCUCACGACAGAUCUGCAAAGUUGGCGUUAGAGUCCCCAAGUAACACAGUGAGCCACAGAGCCUGAAUUGGAACCCGAUUCUUCUAGGGCUGUAAUCUGGGCUCUCUCUGUGGUUCCGCACUGCUUUCCAGAAGCAUUGUGGUUCAUCCACUCUUUCGACAGAACCAGCCCAGUUUUGAAUGCUCCUGCCCACCCCUGCUGUGUGAUUGCUCUGAGGCUGGCUACAGCUAGGGAGGCUGCCCUCUGUCCUAUGUGGGCAGCGCUCUAUGCUUAUUGCGUGGAGUCCACGUUUCUUCCGGUCACCCUCCACCCCUUACCGCCGCCCCCCAACCCCCACCAGGGAGGGAACUUGAUCUUCUCUUGGCUUAGUAAGCAUGUAAUCGGUCAGGCCUUGUCAUGUUCCUUCUCUUAGAAUUCUCUGUAAUUCUUUGUUUUAGCAUUGAACUUGCCCUGCGCCUGUGAUCUCAUUUCACUAUUUCCUUUUUGGUGAUGCACUGAUAGUCUGGUGAUAGAUGCGGUACACGAUGUAACUUAAAUUGCAACGCUUUAAACCUUUUGAGUGGUCUUUUGAAAAGCAUUUCAUCCUGGGUUUUGUUUCGGUUGAAUGAGUCUGUGAAGACCAGUGCAUCCAUAUUAGGCUGAUGGCGUUGCAACAAACCUCAUUCCAGCUGCAGGACCGCCAAGAAGUUGAUUUCAGAACUGAACGUCACCUGUGUUGCUCUUUUAAAGCAAUGACUUUGAGAUGCAUGUCUUUGUAUCAUAUUGAAAAGUAUGUUUUAUUUUCCUUAAAGUUGUAAUAUUAUGUUUGAAAUUGUACAUAUUUUAAAUGAUGUAGCUUUGACAGGUUCUAUUUGAUUGAUAUGAUUUUAUAUUAAAAGAGAAUGCUGCUUCCUUGUAGAGUAGCAUGUGAAGAUGAAGAUACCCAUGUACUCCCUGUUUGUGUAAAGUGUGACGGGGGCCGGUGUUUGUCUGACUCUGAAAUUCUUUGGAACCUCCUGUCAUCCCUGAAAAUCCCCUGUGCACACCCAAAAGCGAGUGAUUUAAUCUCUUCUAUUCUGACUGCAGAAGUCCAGGCCCUGAAGGAACAGAGUCCAGAACAAGUGUUUUAUGGAGAGCCUGGGAAAUACCUGAGCCAAGGAGCUGUGUGGAAGCAGGCACACCCCCUUGGGGGAACUCACUCUCUAUUCUUUGGCAGGAAGGAGGGUGGGAGAGAAGCAUGAAGAGAACAGGGAGGACUGGUCCCUUCUGUCGUCUGUUUUUACCAACAACCUAGAGCAAUGUGUGUAUCAACUCCAGGGAUAGCCUCCCCAAGGAGCAGCUUUCGCUUGCCCUAAAAAAGUCUGUCUGGGCUGCUUUGACAAGAAAGCCGAUGGGAUCUUAGGCAUUGGGUGUGGCCAUUUUGUAUUUUAUUCUCCAUAUUUAAGUAAGCGUUUCUUAAACCUGAGCCCCAGUCCUAAGAGCUUUGACGGAAUUUGAGACCCCUUUUCAAAUAAAGUCUAAAUCUGUGAGAACCUAAGAAACAACUUAAGUUUCUGUCAGUUUUCCAUCUCCUUUCAGGCGCCACUUCCUUAUUCCUGGCAAGCUCAUCCCUUGGCUCUCCUGCUGUUUCUUCUCAUCUCAGUUCCCCGUGGGGGCAGCUCCGAGUCCUGACUCUUGGAGCCGGUUGAACAAGCAUUCGUUUGUUUCACCCGGGCUUCAGACACACUUGGAGCCAGUGAGUCAUGCUGGCAGGGGCUGGACUGCGACUUUGAAACAGCCCCCGUCCCCUGCCAUCCAGCUCCCCCAGGCCUGGUGACAGGAAGUUGCAUCGGUAAAGCUCCGGCUCUGUCUUCCUGGCACGGACUCUGGGAGCCUAGUGCACGCUGUCCCUUGACUGCUGCAGACCCCAUGAUCUUCCCCACCCACAGGUAAGGGGAAAACAGACCCUGGGGUCAACACCUAAGGCUGCUGCCAACACUGAUUAAGCUCCUCUAAUAGAAGCUUGCGCUCUCGGGGAAGGACUUUGAGAUUUGGAAAAUAACUAGAAAAGCAUCUUACUUGCUACAGUUGAGUGAAGGGAACAUGCCUACAUGACCCGUCUCUCAUGCCCUCACUUUCUCUCACUAGGAAAACCUGGGAUCCAGCUGAACCUGGGAUCAGCCUCUCCCGUGGGAGCUGCAAUUGAAAUAACUCUCUACUCCUCUGUCUCUGGUGAAUCCUCUCACCCUCUUGCACAUCUGGCCUGUACCCUGUUCUAGUAUAAAUAAAUAAAUCUUAAAAAAAAAAAAAAAUAACCCUCUACUGUGAGAGCAUCAAGGAUGAUUUAUAAUUUAUUCAGGUGUUGCUCAAUUCACAAACUCAGUCUGGAAGCAUCAGACACCACGGAUUUCACUCCAGCUCGUCCUUCCACCUGUCUUCACAAGCUGGGCCAGGUCUUCUUUUGUGACCAGGUCACAGAAGCACUGCAGCUGAACCUGACACUGUAGGGUAUUCAUUGAGGAAGGGGUAAUUGGUAUCUUAACUACCUUGGUUUUAAGUCCUCUUCGGGCCUAAGGGGUGUUCCCCACCUGUCUUCCCUAUGCUUAUCUUCUCUUGGGGGACCUCAUGGCGUCGCAGACACUGGGAUGGUGACAUUUACAGGCAUGUCCAUGGAGUCUUGAGUAGGACCUGAACCAUGGGUGGUGGGGAGUGUUUCAGUGCCUACAGAGAGCAGACAUGAUUAAAGGAAUGGUAGAUGUUUGGGGGUGUCCCAGGUUGUUCCCAGGGGACAAGAGAGAAUGAAAAUCACACAUGAAACUCGGGACUGCUUUCUUUUCCCUGAGUGUAUCUUUGAGCUCAAAUCCUGCUAUCGUGCCUGUGCGCCAGGGUCUUCCCUUGAACCUCUUUCUUGGUGACUUUGCUCCCUGAGGCUGAAGUGAGAGUCAAGUGAGUGACAACCACACUUCCCCAAACUUCCUUGCCACUCAGAAAACAGUUGUGACCCCCCAGGAUGAUGGGUUCCACACUCACGUGGGAAUAAGCAAUUGACCAAGACCUGCAGGGAGUAAAGGAAACCAUAAAUUGAGGAAUCUGGCAUAGACCCCAGGAGAGUAACCCUUUCUUUUCCCAUGGGCAGAUGGCCCGGAUGCCUGAAGUUGGGGGUUGGUGCACCAAAGGACAUCUAGCACUGGGGAGAGGCCACA